AUGCCUGCUGCUGCUGCCGCCGCCGCUGCCAUUGGUAUCACACACACUCCAGCGAGAGCCCUGCAGGAGCCGGAGCAGCGCGAGCCCAACCCUGCUGCUGCUGCUGUUGCAAGGAGAGGCGAGGCAAGAGGAUCAGCGGCGGCGGCGCCCGGCAGCCCCGGGCCCAGGCGCGCGUGCCUGCCCGCCUGCCUGCCCGCCCGCCUGCCAGAGGGAGGAAGGAUGCGAGCCGCUGGCUGCGUUUGCUCCGCUAGGGUCCGUCGUCUGCAGCAGCAGCAGCCCAACCGCUGCCGCCGCCGCCGCCACCAGAUCUGGGAAACGCUUGUGCAAUAG
Messenger RNA from Podarcis lilfordi (Lilford's wall lizard), 330 nucleotides. The record is from the annotation of a GenBank genome assembly. NCBI's taxonomy places the organism in Eukaryota, Metazoa, Chordata, Lepidosauria, Squamata, Lacertidae.